AUGGAGGAGCUCACCAAGACCCUCAAGAGCUUUGGCCUGGACUCGGUUCCCCAGGAGCCAAACACAUACCCCGACCUCAAUCCCUUCGACAUCUACCGCAGCCACAUCACCGAACUGCUGGCAGAAGUUUCUGGCGUCGACAAGAAGAUCAUCUACCCCACAUUGGCAUGGACAGCGAAGCCUGAGAACGGCGACCUUCAGCUUGCUGUCCCUGCACUGAGGCUCAAGGGCAAGGACCUAAAGGCAUAUGCGCAGGAGCUGGCAGACAAGUUCCCUGAGAGCCCGCUCGUUAAGAAGCCUGUCGUCACCGGCACCUUUGUCGGCUUCUUCUUCAAGCCAGAGUCGCUCACAUCCAUUGUUCUCCCCUUGAUCUUCAAGGCUGGCCAGAGCUAUGGUUUCAACAAGAGCUUUGGGCUGAAGGAGAAUGGCUUGAAGAAGAAGAUGGUCAUCGACUUCAGUUCGCCCAACAUCGCCAAGCCCUUCCACGCCGGUCACUUGCGCUCUACAAUCAUCGGUGGUUUCCUGUCAAACUUGUACGAGGGUAUGGGCUGGGAGGUCGUCCGUCUGAACUACCUCGGUGACUGGGGCAAGCAGUACGGUGUCUUGGCCAUUGGAUUCGACUACUUUGGCUCUGAGGAGGAGCUUGUUAAGAACCCCAUUGGCCACCUUUACGACAUCUACGUGAAGGUCAGCAGCAUCCAGAAAGAGGAGGCGGACAAGAUCAAGGUACUGAAGGCCGAGGUCGCCAAGGACAAGGAAGAGGGCAAGGACACAUCAGAGAAGGAGGCGGAGAUUACAAAGAUCGAGACCGAGGGUAUUGAUGAGCAGGCUAGGAAGUACUUCAAGGGUAUGGUCGACGGCGAGCCCAAGGCCAUUGGUAUCUGGAAGCGCUUCAGGGACUUGUCCAUCGAGAAGUACAAGCAGACAUAUGCUCGCCUGAACAUCCAUUACGAUGUUUACAGUGGAGAGUCGCAAAUCAAGGACGAGAGCAUGGACCUUGGUAUCAAGGUCAUGUGGGAGAAGAAGGUUUGCGAGGACUCUGAGGGCGCCGUCAUUGUCGAUCUCACCAAGCACUCGAAGAAGCUUGGAAAGGCUGUCGUUAAGAAGAAGGACGGUACAUCACUAUACCUCACCCGUGAUGUUGGUGCUGCGUACGAGCGUAUGCAGACCUACCACCCUGACAAGCUGAUGUACGUCAUCGCCUCGCAACAAGAUCUCCACCUCGCCCAACUCUUCAAGAUCGAAGAGCUUAUGGGCUGGAAAGACAUAUCCUCCAUCUCCCAGCACAUCAACUUCGGCAUGGUUCUCGGUAUGUCGACACGAAAGGGCACAGCCAAGUUCCUCGAUGAUAUCCUCCGUGAUGUCGGCGAGAAGAUGCACGAAGUCAUGCGCGGCAACCAGGCCAAGUAUGAGCAGGUUGAGGACCCUGAGAAGACAUCUGAUACCCUCGGUAUCAGCGCUGUCAUGGUCCAGGACAUGAAGGGCAAGAGGAUCAACAACUACAAUUUCGACAUGGACCGCAUGACAUCGUUCGAGGGUGAUACGGGGCCGUACUUGCAGUACGCCCACGCUCGUCUUUGCUCGAUCUACAGGAAAGCUGUUACUGCCGACCCCUCGCUGGAGAAGCUGGACUUUGCUACUGUCCAUCUAAGCGAGCUGCAGGAGCCACACGCUGUUGACCUCAUCCGCCAACUCGCCUCAUGGCCGGACACGUUCCUCAACACAUUCAAGACACAAGAGCCUACUACAGUUCUGACAUACCUGUUCAAGAUGUCGCACGCUGUCAGCGCGAGUUACGACCACCUCCAGGUUGUCAGCAGCGACCAGAAGGUCAACGUUCCCAGGUUGGCGUUGUAUGUUGCGGCUAGGCAGGUGCUGAACAACGGUAUGAGGGUUCUUGGUCUCAGCCCGGUCGAGAGGAUGUAA
Macroventuria anomochaeta is the source of this 1926-nucleotide messenger RNA. RefSeq names its product arginyl-tRNA synthetase. NCBI's taxonomy places the organism in Eukaryota, Fungi, Ascomycota, Dothideomycetes, Pleosporales, Didymellaceae. Gene Ontology annotation, biological process: mitochondrial translation; arginyl-tRNA aminoacylation. Gene Ontology annotation, molecular function: ATP binding; arginine-tRNA ligase activity. The record is from RefSeq and is a predicted model, not a curated record. Gene Ontology annotation, cellular component: mitochondrion; cytoplasm. The transcript is spliced from 3 exons. Bases 1 to 1926 code for a protein of 641 amino acids.